AUAUUGACGGGGCCUCCGCUGCUCUCUGUCUCUCUCUCUGUCUCUCUGUCUCUCUCUCUGUCUCACCUUGCGCUGGAUAUUUACUGCCUAAACCUUAAUCCUCUACUUCCCUUCUGUUCGUAUUAGCGUGCCAACAGGAUACAGGGACCUUUAAAAAAAAGCGGUUCAGGAUAUAUUUCUGCUUCCGCGCCUCAUUUUUAAAGGAUUUCUGGAGUUUAUUUUUAAGCUCUAGCUUCAGCCGAAGGGUCGUCCUGUAACGGAGGACGAAUUUUCUUUUUUUUCCCCCUGGAUAAGCGGCAAGGGAGGAGGUGAAGAUGCCGAAACCGAUCAAUGUACGAGUGACUACGAUGGAUGCUGAGCUGGAGUUUGCCAUCCAGCCCAACACAACAGGCAAACAGCUCUUUGACCAGGUGGUGAAGACUGUGGGACUGCGUGAGGUCUGGUUUUUCGGUUUGCAGUACACGGACAGUAAGGGUUACACCACGUGGCUGAAGCUCAAUAAGAAGGUGACUCAGCAGGAUGUGAAGAAGGAGAACCCUCUGCAGUUCAAGUUCAGGGCCAAGUUCUUCCCUGAGGAUGUUUCUGAAGAGCUGAUACAGGAGAUCACACAGCGCCUUUUCUUUCUUCAGGUGAAGGAGUCCAUUUUGAAUGAUGAAAAUUACUGUCCCCCUGAGACCGCAGUGCUUCUGGCAUCCUACUCAGUCCAGGCCAAAUACGCCGACUACAGCAAGGACAUCCACAAGCCUGGCUAUCUUGCCAAUGACAGGCUUCUGCCACAGAGAGUUCUAGAGCAACAUAAGCUGACUAAAGAACAGUGGGAGGAAAGGAUACAGACUUGGCAUGAGGAGCACAGAGGCAUGCUCAGAGAGGACUCCAUGAUGGAGUAUCUGAAAAUUGCUCAGGAUCUGGAGAUGUAUGGCGUCAACUACUUUGAGAUCAAGAAUAAGAAGGGAACAGAGCUGUGGCUGGGAGUGGAUGCUCUGGGUCUGAACAUUUACGAACAUGAAGACAAGCUCACACCAAAGAUCGGCUUUCCCUGGAGCGAAAUCCGUAACAUUUCUUUCAACGACAAGAAAUUUGUCAUCAAGCCCAUUGAUAAGAAAGCACCAGAUUUCGUCUUCUAUGCUCCACGGUUGCGGAUCAAUAAGCGGAUCCUGGCUCUGUGCAUGGGUAACCACGAGCUUUAUAUGAGGAGGAGAAAACCAGAUACCAUCGAGGUGCAGCAGAUGAAGGCACAAGCCAGAGAGGAGAAACACCAAAAACAAAUGGAGAGGGCUCAACUUGAAAAUGAAAAGAAGAAGCGUGAGCUUGCAGAAAAGGAGAAGGAAAGAAUAGAGCGUGAGAAGGACGAGCUGAUCGAGCGCCUGAGACAGAUCGAAGAGCAAACAGCGAGAGCACAGAAAGAACUGGAAGAACAGACACGUCGGGCUCUUGAAUUGGACCAGGAAAGGCACAGGGCAAAGGAAGAGGCAGAAAGACUGGAGAAAGAGAAGCUGGCAGCCGAGGAGGCUCGAGCAGCACUGGCCAAACAAGCAGCAGAUCAGAUGAAGAACCAGGAGCAACUGGCUGCAGAACUGGCUGAGUUCACUGCCAAAAUCACCCUGCUGGAGGAGGCCAAGAGGAAAAAGGAAGACGAGGCCAGUGAAUGGCAGCACAAAGCUCUCUCAGCUCAGGAGGAUCUGGAGAAAACCAAAGAAGAGCUGAAGACCGUGAUGGUGUCAGUACCAGCAGGCAGCUCAGCGGAGAACGAACAUGACGAGCACGACGAGAGCAGCGCCGAGGCCAGCGCAGAGCUCUCCAAUGAAGGGGUGGCGCACACACACACCGAGGAAGACCGCCUCACUGAGGCCCAGAAAAACGAACGCGUCAAGCAGCAGCUCCAGGCCCUGAGCUCAGAGUUAGCACAGGCUCGGGACGACACGAAGAAGACGCAGAACGACGUGCUGCACGCUGAGAACGUCAAGGCCGGCCGCGACAAGUACAAAACUCUGCGCCAGAUCCGCCAGGGCAACACCAAGCAACGAAUUGACGAGUUCGAGUCCAUGUGAGGAGCGCUGACCCCUAACCCUUUAACCCCCACCUUUCCUUGGCCCACUUACUUGCCCCACUCUCAAAGCUGCAGCCCUGAUGCCUUGGCAGCUGGCUUAUAAGCACAGCUUUCUUUCUUUAGUAGUUUUUUUUUUCUUUUCCUCCCCCUCUCUUCACCAGCCCAUCCCACCCACAUGACCUUUAACCCAUGGCGCCUGAUGAUAGCAUUCUACUCUGCAGAGAGGCUAGAGGGACGUGGUCACCACCUUCCCCUCACACUUUGCCAAAGCGCUCACCUUCAGCCAAUCAGGCUGCUUGAUUUCAAGCUCCUCCCACUCGAUUUCAUCCAUUUAGGAGCAAAAGCUUUGUAUCAUAUCUUUAUGAACAUUUGAGAUUAUUUUUCCUGAAACGAUGGAGAUACUAAAAUGGAAAUGUCAUUUUAGAGAUAAGACGGAAGUAGCAAAAAGAGAUCAAAAUUUUAUCCAAAAGGCCAUUAAUACUUUUUUUUUUUUUCUUCAUUUAUUCGAAGGUUUGCCCGCAUUAUACACUUUAAUCCCAGGUUUUGAUUUACAAUGAGCUUGAAGUAUCUAGCAGGUUUCUUUAGUUCCUCACUCGUUUUAUUAACACGCUGAUUUUAAUUUCUGCUGUUAGCCGAAGUUUCACCGCAGACGGCGGGUUUCGUUUAGGAUUUUGAGCGCACGAAAUAUCUCUCCAUGACAACGAUUCUAAUAAACAGCGAAUAAUUCAACAGGAGUCUAAACCAAAACUACGGAUCACCAAAGGGAAGCGGACGUCUGCGUCGUGUGAAAGAUUCGAACGGAAAAGUCGUUUAAGACGACGAGCACCGGUUUCUGAGAAACGCGAGUGGAUUCGAUUUUUGGUUGUAAGCUGCUUUGGGACGUUUCGCAGUCCGGCCUCCUCUUUAUGUGUGCGUUCUCAGACUCGCAGUGUUUCAUGUCCAGUCUCCAUAUGGAUGGUUUUCCCUGCCUGCCGGCUCACAAAGGUCACGACAGAUAGGCAGACAGCUGCGUGUGUGUGUGUGUGUGUGUGUGUGUGUGAGAGAGAAUACUGAAAGCCUUUCUGACCGGGGAGCAUGUGAAAACAUCGGUCCUGGCAUCAGGAUGGCUCUCUACCUCAUUACUGUAAAGUGUGGAGACUGAUGUGUUAAACUCUGAGCGUGCUGAGAGACAGGAAAGACAGUUUUCUGCUCUAGGUGUAGCGUUAAUGUCAUCUUGCUGUGUGUGUGUGUGUGUGUGUGAGAGAGAGAGAGAGAGAGGCAGAGAUUUACUCUGGGUAUGAAUUCAGAGCUCAGUAUUAUGUCCAGAUUAAGUAGUGUUGCUCACCACCGUCACCAGACGUUCCUAUAGAGCUAACGACGUACGAUACCAAAGCCGCCCUGACGCAGAAACCGUGGCGAGUUUAGAGCAGCACGUCACCGUGCUCACGUGUAGCAGACUCGAAUAAUCUAAUCGUCUUUGUCUUGUUCUUCUUGUACUUCACAAGACGGUAUUUUGCGUGCGUUCAGUUAUAAAAGUGCAGAUCCAGGAGGGUGAGUUUGUCAUGUUGUUUUUCCUCUCCUCGCUUUCUUGCCUCCCAGUUAAAGAAAUUUAAGCAAAUAAAAAAAGAAGAAAAGAAAAAAGAAGGAAAUCUAUACAUCAGGUUUAAUCCAUCUCCUGAGUAAUUCUUCCUGUGUUCAUCAUCAACAUGUUGAUCUGUUAUACGCACGUCUUGUGUGAAGAGAAAGCAGACCUCUAAAUGUUGUGUUCCUGUUCACUUUUCCCCACAACUAUAACUAUUUAUACAAAGUUCUAAAAACCUUUUCUAAAAAUUGUACCUUGCAAGGUGAAUUUUGUUUCAUUUUAUGUUAGUGAAGGCAGAAAAGGUCAAAAAAAAAAAAAAAAGCAAUUCUUUUUGGUGGUUGAGACACAAGCUUCAAACCAACCCAGCGUUUUAUUCGUGUCUAGGAAAUGCCAUAGAAAGAGAAAAUUCUGUGCUUCCAAUAUUAUUAUUUUUUUUUUUAUUGCUUUAUAAAUUUGAACCACCAGAGUUUGCAUGCAAGCUUUCACUGAAGAGGAUGGGGUUGCUACCUUCAUGCCACAAUGGUGUAACCUUGUUGCUUUGAGUUAUUGUUUCUUUUGUAGUCGGGUGGAAUUUGGCCUGCUGGCAUUGGAGUGAUUGGGGGGGAAAACCAGAGCAAAGCUGCCACUGCUGCUUCUGGAACCAGCCGUCAUGUUUGCCGUUUGUUUUUUUGUUUUUUGUUUUUGUUUUUUUUUUUUUUGUUCCCCCCUUUUUAUGUUUAUAUAGCUUUCUGUUACAUAGAAACCAGUCAAGCUUUGUUCAUGACUAAAUAUGUAAAAAAUAAAUAAAUAAAAUAAAGAUGAAAUAUCUGA
Molecule: messenger RNA, 4418 nt
Organism: Tachysurus vachellii
Lineage: Eukaryota; Metazoa; Chordata; Actinopteri; Siluriformes; Bagridae
Product: radixin
Exons: 15
Coding region: 315-2048 (577 amino acids)
Biological process (GO): regulation of cell shape; positive regulation of early endosome to late endosome transport; positive regulation of protein localization to early endosome
Cellular component (GO): apical part of cell; plasma membrane; filopodium
Molecular function (GO): cell adhesion molecule binding; actin binding
Source: RefSeq, a predicted model, not a curated record